AUGGACCGGACGCCGGAGCUGCUCUUCUACGUUAACGGCCGCAAGGUGACAGAAAAAAAUGUUGAUCCUGAGACAAUGCUGUUGCCUUAUCUGAGGAAGAAGCUCCGACUCACAGGAACCAAGUAUGGCUGUGGAGGAGGAGGCUGUGGUGCAUGUACAGUGAUGAUAUCACGAUAUAAUCCCAUCACCAAGAGAAUAAGGCAUCACCCAGCCAAUGCCUGUCUGAUUCCCAUCUGUUCUCUGUAUGGUGCUGCUGUCACCACAGUAGAAGGCAUAGGAAGCACCCACACCAGAAUUCAUCCUGUUCAGGAGAGGAUCGCCAAGUGUCACGGCACCCAGUGUGGCUUCUGCACACCUGGGAUGGUGAUGUCCAUCUACACCCUGCUCAGGAACCACCCAGAGCCCACUCUGGAUCAAUUAACUGAUGCCCUUGGUGGUAACCUGUGCCGUUGCACUGGAUACAGGCCCAUAAUUGAUGCAUGCAAGACUUUCUGUAAAACUUCAGGUUGCUGUCAAAGUAAAGAAAAUGGGAUUUGCUGUUUAGAUCAAGGAAUCAAUGGAUUGCCAGAAUUCGAGGAAGGAAGUGAGACGAGUCCAAAACUCUUCACAGAAGAGGAGUUUCUGCCAUUGGAUCCAACCCAGGAACUGAUAUUUCCUCCUGAGCUAAUGGUAAUGGCAGAGAAACAGCCCCAAAGGACCAGGGUGUUUGGCGGUGAGAGAAUGGUGUGGUUUUCCCCCGUGACCCUGAAGGAACUGCUGGAAUUGAAAUUCAAGUAUCCCCAGGCCCCUGUUGUUAUGGGAAACACUUCUGUGGGGCCUGAAGUGAAAUUUAAAGGUGUCUUUCACCCAGUUAUAAUUUCUCCUGAUAGAAUUGAAGAACUCAGUGUUGUAAUCCAUGCAUCUACUGGACUCACCCUUGGUGCUGGUCUCAGCCUAGCCCAGGUGAAGGACAUUUUGGCUGAUGUGGUCCAGAAGCUUCCAGAGGAGAAGACACAGAUGUACCAAGCUCUCUUGAAGCAUUUGAGAACUCUGGCUGGGUCCCAGAUCAGAAACAUGGCUUCUUUAGGGGGACACAUCAUUAGCAGGCAUCCAGAUUCAGAUCUGAAUCCCCUCCUGGCUGUGGGUAACUGUACCCUCAACUUGCUAUCAAAAGAAGGAAAACGAGAGAUUGCUUUAAAUGAGCAGUUCCUCAGCAAGUGCCCUAAUGCAGAUCUUAAGCCUCAAGAAAUCUUGAUCUCAGUGAACAUCCCCUACUCAAGGAAGUGGGAAUUUGUGUCAGCCUUCCGACAAGCCCAGCGGCAAGAGAAUGCACUAGCGAUAGUCAAUUCGGGAAUGAGAGUCUUUUUUGGAGAAGAGAAUGGCAGUAUUAGAGAAUUAUCCAUCUCAUAUGGAGGCAUUGGUCCAACCACCAUCUGUGCCAAGAAUUCCUGCCAGAAAGUCAUUGGAAGGCUCUGGAAUGAAGAAAUGCUGGAUACAGCUUGCAGGCUUGUUCUGGAUGAAGUCUGUCUUCCGGGCUCAGCUCCAGGUGGGAAGGUGGAGUUCAAGAGGACCCUCAUCAUCAGCUUCCUCUUUAAGUUCUACCUGGAAGUGUCACAGAUUUUGAAAAAGAUGAACUCAGUUCACUAUCCUAGCCUUGCAGACAAGUAUGCGAGUGCUUUAGAAGAUCUUCAUUCCAGACAUCACUGCAGCACAUUAAAGUACCAGAAAAUAGGCCCAAAGCAGCAUCCCGAAGACCCAGUUGGCCACCCCAUCAUGCAUCUGUCUGGUGUGAAGCAUGCCACGGGGGAGGCCAUCUACUGUGAUGACAUGCCUCCGGUGGACAAGGAACUUUUCUUGACUUUUGUGACUAGUUCAAGAGCUCAUGCUAAGAUUGUGUCUAUUGAUCUGUCAGAAGCUCUCAGCAUGCCCGGUGUAGUGGAUAUCAUGACAGCAGAACAUCUUGGUGACGUCAAUUCCUUCUGCUUUUUCGCCGAAACUGAGACACUUCUGGCAACAGAUAAGGUGUUCUGUGUGGGUCACCUUGUCUGUGCCGUGCUUGCUGAUUCUGAGGUUCAGGCAAAGCGAGCUGCUAAGCGAGUAAAGAUUGUCUAUCAAGACUUGGAGCCACUGAUCCUAACAAUUGAGGAAGCUAUACAGCACAACUCCUUCUUCAAGCCAGAAAGGAAACUGGAAUAUGGAAAUGUUGAUGAAGCAUUUAAAAUGGUUGAUCAUAUUCUUGAAGGUGAAAUACAUAUGGGAGGUCAAGAACAUUUUUAUAUGGAAACCCAAAGCAUGCUUGUGGUACCCAAAGGAGAGGAUCAAGAAAUGGAUGUCUACGUGUCCACACAGUUUCCCAAAUAUAUACAGGACAUAGUUGCCUCAACCUUGAAGCUCCCAGCUAACAAGGUCAUGUGUCAUGUAAGGCGUGUUGGUGGAGCGUUUGGAGGGAAGGUGUUCAAGACUGGAACCCUUGCAGCCGUCACCGCAUUUGCUGCAAACAAACAUGGCCGUGCAGUUCGCUGUGUUCUGGAACGAGGAGAAGACAUGUUAAUAACUGGAGGCCGCCAUCCUUACCUUGGAAAGUACAAAGCUGGAUUCAUGAAUGAUGGCAGAAUCUUGGCCCUGGACAUGGAGCAUUAUAACAAUGCAGGCACCUCCCUGGAUGAAUCAUUAUUGGUAAGUGUCUUAAGGAGCAAGUUACAAGUUUCCCAACUGCGCUGCCGGGGUUGGGCAUGCAGAACCAACCUUCCAUCCAACACGGCUUUCCGUGGGUUUGGAUUUCCUCAGGCAGGGCUGAUCACUGAAUCUUGUAUCGUGGAAGUUGCAGCCAAAUGUGGACUGUCCCCCGAGAAGGUGCGAAUGAUAAACAUGUACAAGGAAAUUGAUCAAACACCCUACAAACAAGAGAUCAAUGCCAAGAACCUGGCCCAAUGUUGGAGAGAAUGUAUGGCCAUGUCUUCCUACUCCCAGAGGAAAGUGGUUGUGGAAAAAUUCAACAUGGAGAAUUACUGGAAGAAGAAAGGACUGGCCAUGGUCCCCUUGAAGUUUCCUGUCGGCCUUGGCUCCCGCGCUGCUGGUCAGGCUGCUGCCUUGGUUCACAUUUAUCUUGACGGCUCAGUGCUGGUCACUCACGGUGGAAUUGAAAUGGGGCAGGGGGUCCACACUAAAAUGAUUCAGGUGGCCAGCCGUGAAUUAAGAAUGCCAAUGUCAAAUGUCCACCUGCGUGGAACAAGCACAGAAACCGUCCCUAAUGCAAAUAUCUCUGGAGGUUCUGUGGUGGCAGAUCUCAAUGGGUUGGCAGUAAAGGAUGCCUGUCAAACUCUUCUAAAACGCCUUGAACCCAUCAUCAGCAAGAAUCCUAAAGGAACUUGGAAAGACUGGGCGGAGACUGCUUUUAAUGAAAGCAUUAGUCUUUCAGCUGUUGGAUACUUCAGGGGUUAUGAGUCAGACAUGAACUGGGAGAAAGGCGAAGGCCAUCCCUUCGAAUACUUUGUUUAUGGAGCUGCCUGUUCCGAGGUGGAAAUAGACUGCCUGACGGGGGAUCAUAAGAACAUCAGAACAGACAUUGUCAUGGAUGUUGGCUGCAGUAUAAAUCCAGCCCUUGACAUCGGCCAGAUUGAAGGUGCAUUUAUUCAAGGCAUGGGACUGUAUACAAUAGAGGAACUGAAUUAUUCUCCCCAGGGUGUUCUGCACACUCGUGGUCCAGACCAAUAUAAAAUUCCUGCCAUCUGUGACAUGCCCACACAGUUGCACAUUUCUUUGUUGCCUCCCUCUCAAAACUCAAAUACUCUUUAUUCAUCUAAGGGUCUGGGAGAGUCGGGGGUCUUCCUGGGAUGUUCCGUGUUUUUCGCUAUUCACGAUGCGGUGAGUGCAGCGCGAUGGGAAAGAGGACUACGCGGACCCUUAAGGCUUAAUAGUCCCCUGACACCGGAGAAGAUUAGGAUGGCCUGUGAAGAUAAGUUCACAAAAAUGAUUCCAAGAGAUGAACCUGGAUCCUAUGUUCCUUGGAAUGUGCUCAUCUAA
Molecule: messenger RNA, 4002 nt
Organism: Callithrix jacchus (white-tufted-ear marmoset)
Lineage: Eukaryota; Metazoa; Chordata; Mammalia; Primates; Cebidae
Gene: AOX1
Product: aldehyde oxidase 1
Molecular function (GO): molybdopterin cofactor binding; NAD binding; iron ion binding
Source: RefSeq, marked validated